Trichobilharzia szidati is the source of this 448-nucleotide messenger RNA. The record is from the annotation of a GenBank genome assembly. Lineage: Eukaryota; Metazoa; Platyhelminthes; Trematoda; Strigeidida; Schistosomatidae.
GAACGAUUUUGGGAGCAGACUUUCUCAGAGAAGUAGGAGCUGUAAUCGAUAUGAAGAAUAGAAAAGUAGUCACAAAACACGGGCAAUUCGCGAUACAUGAGAAUAGUGAAGUCGCUGAGGUGGAAACCACAACCAUUGUUCAGCAAGAAGCACCACGUCUAACCACGUUGAUGAGUAAAUAUGCCGGUUUAUUCACUAGUGAUGGAGACCCAUACGGUUAUUGUGAUAAGGUAAAGCAUAACAUCCCACUGAAGGAUACGGGGAAGACAGUCUUUUCAUCGCGACGAGUUCCCGUUCACCUUGAAGAAGAAGUUAACCGACAAGUCAGAGAAAUGUUAAACGACGGAAUAAUCGAAGAAGCCGACAGUCCGUACAGUUCGCCAAUCCUUUUGGUGAAGAAAGCUAACGGGAAAUAUAGAUUUUGUGUCGACUUCAGACAGCUGAAUAG